UUCCAAACCCCCAAAGUACAAAGCUAAAGGAGGAGAGAGAGAAACCCUAUGGAGCCAUAGGAAGAAGAUGAAGAAGAAGAUCCAGCUCGGAGUUUGCUGUGAAACAUCAUUCUCUCUCUUCUACAAUCACUCAGAUCGUUUCUUAGUCUCCUCCGACCUCAUCCACGAUUUCUUCACUCCAUCUUCACACAUAUAUACAUAGAAUUAUACAUAUAUAUACAUAUAGGUAUAUGGAUCCGAUGCAAUCUCAUGGGUCACAAAGCUCUGAUCUUCCUCCUCCGUUCCACGCAAGAGACUUCCAAUUACAACUUCAACAGCAACAGGAGCAACAAGAACAGUUCUUCCUCCAUCAUCAUCAGCAGCAUCAGCAACAGAGGAACUCCGACAAUCACGAACGAGGUGGCAUCAAGCUCGACCGCGAAGAAACCAGUGAUGACAUGGACAAUAACAGCGGCGAGGGUAUUGAUGUAAAUUUACACGGCAACUCCGGCGGCGGCGGACAGCAGCUCACCAGACGGCCGAGAGGAAGACCCUCCGGAUCCAAGAACAAACCAAAACCACCCAUCAUCAUAACGCGCGACAGCGCAAACGCGCUUCGAACGCACGUUAUGGAGGUCGCCGAUGGUUGCGAUAUCGUAGAAAGUAUGUCCGUUUUCGCUCGCCGCCGUCAACGCGGCGUCUGCGUUAUGAGCGGUACGGGGAACGUUACGAACGUUACAAUCCGUCAACCCGGUUCACCUCCCGGCUCGGUCGUCAGCCUCCACGGCCGGUUCGAGAUUCUCUCCCUCUCCGGUUCGUUCCUACCUCCUCCGGCUCCUCCAGCAGCCACCGGUUUGAGCGUUUACCUCUCCGGCGGGCAAGGUCAAGUCGUCGGCGGGAGCGUGGUUGGGCCGUUGGUCUGCGCCGGACCGGUGGUGGUUAUGGCGGCGUCGUUUAGCAAUGCGGCGUACGAGAGGCUUCCUAUGGAGGAGGAGGAGAUGCAGACGCCGGUUCACGGCGGAGGUGCCGGAGGGCCGAUGGGGUCUCCGCCGCACCAGCAGCAAGGUUUGGCGGCCAUGGCGGCGUCAGGGCUGCCGCCGAAUCUUCUGGGCUCCGGUCAGCUUCCGCCGCCGCAUGAUCCGCCGUAUUGGGCCACCGGAAGACCGCCGUUCUGAUUGAAUUCCGGCUUUGAUAGCUUAACCAAGAGAUUGAAGGGGCUUAACUACGGGGAAGAUGACAGAACAAGAUUGAUAUGACGGUGAAGGAUUGGAGCUUCAAGGUAUGUCUGUGGAUCGACAUUUGGUUAGAUGAAUCAUGUUCUUUUUAGUUCGUAGAUGUUCUUUUUCUCUGUUAAUUUGUUGUGUAAGGGGUUUCCUUUGUUUUUCAAUUCUCUUUUUAUUGAAUUUGAUGGAUAGUUUGUACGUUUGUUUUCCAUUUAAGAAUUACUAUUUCCCAAAAUUUCUUA
This is a messenger RNA of Tarenaya hassleriana, 1444 nucleotides long. Its product is annotated as AT-hook motif nuclear-localized protein 26-like. Gene Ontology annotation, biological process: vegetative to reproductive phase transition of meristem. Gene Ontology annotation, molecular function: minor groove of adenine-thymine-rich DNA binding; DNA-binding transcription factor activity. The transcript has a single exon. NCBI's taxonomy places the organism in Eukaryota, Viridiplantae, Streptophyta, Magnoliopsida, Brassicales, Cleomaceae. Gene Ontology annotation, cellular component: nucleus. The record is from RefSeq and is a predicted model, not a curated record. The coding region runs from base 231 to 1154 and encodes 307 amino acids.